AUGGAAGACCAAUGGAACCCUUACCUCCAGACGCCCAAGGGCCAUAGCGGUUGGGUCAGGUCGGCAGCCUUCUCUCGCGACUUGUCCCGGCUCGCAUCUAAGACGCGAGUAGCGGCGAGUGCCUCCAGACGCUGUAUUGGCAUUGGCACUACCGACAUUAGUGCUCUAUCAGGUUUAAUUAAAUCUCGAAAUAUUGCAGAGCCUUGUAACCUCGAAGAGCCUAGUGUGGCUACCCUCGGAGCAUUUUCCGUCAUGCUCAGCGGUGUUAUGGAACAUAAUCGGUAUCGGUGUUGGAACUGGAAGGGUACAAUUCAUACAGAGAUAAUUUACUCUCGUGUAUUUUGUAUUAUCUCUAUUUCAUUGAGGGGGCUGAGGAUCAACAUCAAGGAGCAAGAUGGCAUGUUACACAAGUAA
This is a messenger RNA of Lindgomyces ingoldianus, 414 nucleotides long. RefSeq lists its product as uncharacterized. The record is from RefSeq and is a predicted model, not a curated record. Bases 1 to 414 code for a protein of 137 amino acids. The transcript has 5 exons. Lineage: Eukaryota; Fungi; Ascomycota; Dothideomycetes; Pleosporales; Lindgomycetaceae.